AUGAAGUUCGCGUUGUUCAAGCAAAUCGUUGCUGAUUUCUCGGACAUUGCGGACUUCAUCAUUAUUUAUGUUAGAGAAGCUCAUCCUGUGGAUGAAUGGAAUAUUCUAUGUACCAAAUUCUCUCACUUAAGUUCCCACACUACACAAGAGGAGAGACUAGAAGCAGCUCGGCUGCUGUUGGAGGAAGGAUGCCCAUGUCCGCUGCUUAUUGAUUCCAUGGACAAUUCUGGAGCUAUUAAGUAUGCAGCUACUCCUGAGAGGUUAUUUAUCAUAUAUGAUGACGUCAUUCAGUACGCUGGCCAAGGCGCAGGACCAGAAAACUACAAACCAGAAUCUGUCAUUCAUUGGUUGACGAAUUUUCGCCUUAAAAAUAUUUGA
This is a messenger RNA of Saccostrea cuccullata (small rock oyster), 378 nucleotides long. RefSeq names its product type I iodothyronine deiodinase-like. The transcript has a single exon. NCBI's taxonomy places the organism in Eukaryota, Metazoa, Mollusca, Bivalvia, Ostreida, Ostreidae. The record is from RefSeq and is a predicted model, not a curated record. Gene Ontology annotation, molecular function: thyroxine 5'-deiodinase activity. Bases 1 to 378 code for a protein of 125 amino acids.